Molecule: messenger RNA, 7135 nt
Organism: Harpegnathos saltator (Jerdon's jumping ant)
Lineage: Eukaryota; Metazoa; Arthropoda; Insecta; Hymenoptera; Formicidae
Product: phosphatase and actin regulator 4
Exons: 15
Coding region: 2414-4513 (699 amino acids)
Biological process (GO): actin cytoskeleton organization
Molecular function (GO): actin binding
Source: RefSeq, a predicted model, not a curated record
AUCGCGCGGACGCGCGUGGAGCUCACGAGACUGACAACAUUGACCUUGCGAGGGCGAGCCCUCCGGCGAGACGGGUCGCGGCGCGGAAUUUCGCGGAUCGUGGCGCAAAUCAGCGCGGAGUCUGCGAGUUCUGCGAGUUCUGCGAGUUCUGCGAGCGAAACUCCGCACGUAGACGUGCGGACGCGCGCUUCGAGCAGCCGACGGACUUGGAAAGUUACAGGGAGUCGUCGCGCGUCGCUCCUCCUCCGGGGGAAAGCCGCGAUUGCCGCUGCGGUGCGGCGUCGCUUUCGCGCAAUCCGUCGUUCCGCCGUUUUCAUUAGCGGCAAGACCAUAACGGGCGUUUAAUUAUCUGUUGAACCAUCAGACGCGCCGCCGAGAGCGCGCGCGGGGAAUGCGGCUCGCCCGUCGGUGUCAUCCCGCUCGCUCAUUCCGCUGUUAGUUGUCACUCCACCGCCGCGAAGCAGUCAAAGCGAAGACCUCGCUCCGUCUUCCUCCGCCGAUAGCUCGAUCAUCGUGCUCGCGCACUGUGCCCUUCGUCGAGGUGUAAAAGUGCGCUGAUGGAGGAGGCUCGGGGAAUCGAGUGAGAAUCGAGUGCGUCGCGACCGACACUUUUCUCACCCCUCGACGAGAGGUCGCAGCGAUUGCGACCUGAGUGUGCUCGGAGGGGAAGGAGGGACGAGUGAAGCUUCGGUUCUGAGUGCUGACGCUGAACUCGACGCGAUUAUCAAUCAUUUGCGUGUACGCGAAAGACAGAGAGAGAGAGAGAGAGAGAGAGAGAGAGAGGGAGGGAGAGAGAGAGAGAAUGCCGAUCAGUGCGACGCGCCGAUUAGAUAAGAUUAUCGUACCUGGCGAGUACAUUCUCGUGCGAUAAACACACAUUUUUCUCUCUCUCUCUCUCUCUCUUUCUCUCGCAGAGAUAGCUAGCGACAGUCGCCCGAGAGUCAUCGAAGCGCGUUGAUUCGAUUUACUUCUUACGUACGGUACCGCGUGACGCGACAGUGAAGGUAUCAGUGAAUGUAUUAAGCAAAUAUUUGGAGCCUGAUCAAAAAGAUAAGAGACAAAGACGAAGAAGAAGGCGAGAAGAUAACGUAACGGUGUGCCGAAAAUUACCGCCGGAUGUGAUCGAGCACGCGACUGUCGAUCUACGCGAAGACGGAGGGACUUGACGCGCGCGUUCGCUUCGACCGACGACGAAUCACUUUCUCGACACCACUUUCUCGGACACUUUGACUCGGAUAAUCGCGCAUGACCGCGGGGCGCGACGUCGCGCGAAUUUGUCGGGCUUUUAAGCACCAUUACGUCCCGGCUACGUAAUUUCGACUUUAGCGGCCGGCUCGUGUAAUCAGAGAAACAUCCUGCCGGCGCGAGUCGCUCGCACAAAUAUCCCUGCGGUCGCGUCCAGCGUCCGGCCGGCGCAGGGUGUGUCUUUCACGUGCAUGCUAGAGUCGGUAACCGCGACUCUUGGGAGACCUUGCAUCCCGUGCUGCCCCGGAGGAUGUUGUUAACUUCGGAGCGCGUUUCCUGCCAAGAAGGCGAAACGCGAGCGGUCGCGCGCGACGCGUGUAAACGCGACGCGUCUUCUCCGAGCGCGACAAGUCUCCCGGUAACGAGCCUCACGUGAACGCGCUGCGGGAAUGAAACAGGCUAAUUAUCAAUUACACGUCGUGGCAUAAUGUUGAAAUUAAUUAGCCGAGAUUAGCUCGUCGGGAUAAUACGCGCGUCGGGGUUAGAAUUUAAGACCGUUCGAGCUCGAGGAGCUUGUCCUGGCUCGCCGAUGCUAGCCGAGUGCAUAGUCAUAUUACUGGCCAUUUAAUCAACGUUAAUUGUCAUUACGAACGGUCACAUUGUUAGUCCAUCUUCAAUAACGCGCCAGGCGCCAGGCGCCGUCUUUCGAGGACGGCUUCGACUCGACUUCGCCGGCAUGUCACCGAUACGAUGAUGACGCGCUGAGUUGCGCCUGCCAAGUUUGCCGCGUCUCUCGGGCAACCUGACGAGUCGCUUUUCCUCGUGCAAGUCUCGCCAAGCAGCUCUCGAAUCCGAAGCGAUCGACAACGGACGGCACGCGCGACAGGUAGAUUAAACAAAGUUGCUCGACAAGCUUCGUCGCGCGAAGGCGCGAUCUCGACCUCUUAAUGCGGUGCUCGAAGUGACGAAGGCGCGAAACUUUCGCAACACCACCUAUCGCGUAAACUCGCUUCUUCGCACGCACGUCGCAGAUCGAUCGCGCGCGCGCGCGCGCGACUCGUGUUGAUAACUCGCCGCCGAAAGCCUCCCGCUGCGACACUCGUGUGGAAAUCUGCUGUGGGUGCUGUGUGUGCGCGCGUGUUGCCUCUGUGGGACUAUCUGUGGGGUGACGUAACACGGUGCAUAGAUAAGCGCGAUUCGUUGUUCUUCCGGCAAGUCGCAGGCGCGUAUGUCCUCCCCCGGCUUCACCACACGUGGCGCGAUGAGCCUCUGGCGGUUUGGACCCUUCAAGGAUGCAAAGAAGCAAAAUGGCGCUGCUCUGCGGACGAACAGUCUGGGCUCGGGCGCGAGGACGCCGCCGUUGGAAAGAAAAAGCAAGUUCUCGGCCCUCGGUAGACUCUUCAAGCCUUGGAAAUGGAAGCGGAAAAAGAAAUCGGAUAAAUUCGAGGCUGCUUCGCUGUCGCUCGAGAGAAAGAUCUCGGUACGUGCCAGUAGAGACGAGUUGGUGCAGAAGGGGAUACUGCUGCCCGUGAUACGAUCGACAUCGUUUCCCGAAAAUGAGACGAUGAGCGAGUCGACGGACGCGCAAAAACCGCCGACGCCGCAGCAAACGCCGCAGCAGCAGCAGCAGCAGCAACAGCAGCAAUCGCAGCAACAGCAGCAAUCGCAACAACAGCAGCAGCCGUCCGGGGGCGUCGGGGGUGGCGCCGGGGGUGAGGGCACCCCCGCGGCGACCCCCACGUCCGGCGGUAGCGUGCAGCAAUCCCAGCAAUCCCAGCAAGUUCCGUCGGCCACGCCGACCCCGACGACUGCCAACCUGCAUUCUGCAGGACCGCCCAGCAAUCAACCGUCGCCCCAUCCCUCGCCCCUCUAUCCCGGGAUACCGCAGGCCGGCCAGCCCAACGGCAGCACGCAAGAGCCGAAGAAGGAUAAGACUGAACAGAGUGCAAAUGGUGCGAUAUCGCCGAGCGGUGGUGGCUGCGGCGGCGGCGGCGGGGGCGGUGGUUGCGGCGGCGGCGGCGGCGGCGGCGAGUCGCAGGCCGCUAAUCUGGGCACGAGCGGCCCGAUGCCGGCCUCGGGCCCGGUCCCGGAUGCCGGGGACCAGCAAAAGCCGAACAGGCCGAACACCCUCGAGGCCAGGGUGGCAGCCAGGAGGCUGAUCUUGUUCGACAUGGAGAAGGGGGUGCUGGACCAGAGCGCCGACAAUCAGCAGGUAAUCGAGAGGUGUUACCCAUUACCGCCUCAGAAUACCCUGAUGCUGUCGGAACUGCCAGAACCGCCGAUCCCGUUGAGCGAAAUCGGCCCGAUUCCGCCCCCGCCGAUGUUCAGCUCACCGAGCCCCACUUUGCUGGCGAGACAACGGCAGAUUCCGCUCUCGGAUUGCGAGGACGAGGAUGAGGAAGACAUCGACGUGGAGGAGGAGGACGACAACAUGUACGUCUUCAGGGUGUCCCAGCCGGAUCCGGCGAUCGACACGUCGCGUGUCGAAGAGAUUCCGGCGAAGGAGCCCAAGUUCCACGCCGUACCGCUGAAGAGCGUCCUGAAGAAGCGGGGCUCCGGCAGCGGGCCCGGCACGCCGCAGAACACGCCGACGCAGGAAAACAGGCCGCUGACGCUUCGCCAAGAGCUCCACGCCUCGUUCAAAAGGCCACCGUUGAGGCCUAGGAUGAGAAUAUGCAGCCGACCGGUCAGAUUCGGCCUCGCUCUGCCGUGCACGCUGGAGAACAAGGAGAACGCGAGGCCGUAUGUCAUCCGGGAGGAUGUGGACGGCGAUUCCGGCGACGGACAGGUCCUCUACAGGGAAGACUACGACGACGAGAAGAGCCGCUUGGCAGCCAAGAUCGCGCGCAAGGAAUCGCUGUCGCUGAAGCUCGCCCUCAGGCCAGACAGACAGGAGCUCAUCAACAGGAACAUCCUUCAGCUGCAGACGGACAAUGAGAGGCAGGAGACGAAGGAGGCCAUCGGUGCCAAGCUUAUCAGGCGGUUGAGCAUGCGGCCGACCCAAGAGGAGCUCGAAGAGAGGAACAUUCUGAAAAAGCAAAGUCCCGCCGAGGAGAAGAAGCAGAAGGAAGAGAAGAAACGCUACCUCCUGCGGAAGCUCAGUUUCCGACCGACUGUCGAAGAGCUCAAGGAGAAGAAGAUUAUCAGGUUCAACGACUAUAUCGAGGUGACGCAGGCUCACGACUACGAUAGACGGGCCGACAAGCCCUGGACGCGGUUAACUCCGAAGGACAAGGCUGCCAUUAGGAAGGAGCUGAACGAGUUCAAGAGUUCGGAGAUGGCCGUUCACGAGGACAGCCGACACCUCACCAGGUUCCAUAGGCCAUGACAAUUGCAAUGUGUUGAGGUGCUACAGUGUGGUGCGGGUAUCGGUGAAGGUGCAGUGUGGUGGCCUCACGUGGAGGCUGGCUAAAAAAUUAAACGAGAAAACGAAGAAAAAAGCUAAAAAAAAUACAGCGGAGGAGAAAGGAAGAAGAGGAAGCAGCCGAAGAAGAAGAAGAAGAAGAAGAAGAGGAAAACAAAGGAAGGGGAGCAGAAGAAGAGGAAGAAUAUCCGGGUAUCGUCGCGCUCGAGUAGAGUCGAGUCGAAGGCAGAACGCGCACGCGAGCGCGCGCGGUACUCGCCGAUCGGUGACGGUGGUUUACUUUGACGUUGCCGCGUCGUGUCGUCACUCGCCGUUGCCGCACCGACGGGACAUACCGGCCCGUCGAGUCCGCCACUUCCGUCAUCAUCCGCGUUACUACCGCGUGCGUUGCUGCUGCAGCGAGCAACGGCGAGCGCCACCACGACGUCGACGAAGAUUGUGAUAGGGUGACCCGUCCGCGGCCGCGGAAGGACGGCAGACGGGUCGCUCGCCGAUUUCUUUUCUUAAGGGUCGUUCACACCCGUGCUAGUCGAGCAGCUCUUGGCGCUUUCUCCGACACCCCCGACACCGUGUUUUCACCACCAAUACCACCACCCUGUGCGCGUCCUCGGAACGCCGACGGAACGAUCUCUUUGAACGUUUGUAGUACGCGAGCGUGCGCGCGUGUAUAAAAGGGGGACGUCUGUUCUCUUAUUGUCCCGGGAAUAUUGUCGAAAAACCUCUCUCUCGCGUGCGAUAUAAAUUCUUAAGUAAGUAAAUGAAUAAAUAAAUAAAUAAAUAAAUAAAUAUAUUGUGCAGCGCGCGAGAGACCGUCUUUCCGCGUUGAGUAUCUAUCGUUGAAGCCACAAACCACAUAUGACGCCCCGCCCGUCGCAGGUUUGCCCCUCGGAAGCUUGCCGCUGUGAAAAUCAAAAUCACGCUGUAUAAUAGUAGAUAAGACUUUUUUAUAGAAAUGCUCAGUGUGUCCGCUCGGUGUGUCCGCUGAAGGUACCGGUCAGAAGGCAAUUCUGACCCGACGAUUCGCGUGUGUGUCUCGUACGUAAUCGACAUUUCGCCUCGUUUCCUUCCCGUGUUUUCCGUUUCUCCCAUUCGUUUUCGCACGACGUGCGCGACGUAUCACGUAGCUUUCCCGAAGCGGGAAUGUGCGAGGAUGCGCGGCAUGGCGGACGCGAGAUCAUCGCGCGUCUCCGUCGCGCGCGGCUAUACAUUUCAACGAUCGGCCAUGAUUGUUCGCGUGACACGCGUGUGUCGCGCAAAUGCACAACGCGGAUUCCUGUGCGAGUCCUUUAUGAUCGCGUCGAGACCUACGGCUGCCGACCUUCGCGACUCUUCCCCUCCCCCGCCCCCAAGCUGUAUAAUUCCAAUGGACACUGCGAGCGCGCGUGUGAACAUACCCUUAGACGUGUAAACACCAUUUUGCAAUCAAGCUAGCUCAUCAGUGUCACCUGGCAUCGUUGUAUACAUAAACGAAAGAGAAAAAGAAAAAAAGAAAAUACGUCUCUCAAGAGUUUCGAGCCAUCGUAACAAGCGUGUGAUAUGUCCUGUUGAUAUCACGAAACAGAAGAAAAUAAAGGAAAAAGAAAUAUACUCGAGCCUCGAAUAAUAACGGAAUAUUCGAAGAUCGAAACACAGGGGGGGAGGUUACACAUCACGAUAUAUAAAGCGAUAUCUCGUAAAAUAACCGUCGACUAAGUGAGUUGAGUUUAGUUUUAAAUGGAAAAGAAAAAUGUUUUAGUAUUAAUAUUUUUAUACGUUGACGCUCGCGCGUGAGACGGAGACCCAAACGACGAAGAGUUACCGCGAGGAAAGGGGAAUAAAAGAGAGAAGAGAGAAAGGAACAAGGGAAAAUCAUUUUUCAGUGAACCCUCGUUUUUAACGAUUAAGAGAUAUUCGGCCAACGUCCGAGAAAUGUGAUUUACGAUAAUUCCAUGUUUACGAGUUUGGCGCGAUCACGCGCGUAAAGGAAGAAGAAUGAAAAGAAAGAGGAAAAAGUAUUCGUUGUUUGUGACUCACUGACAAUUAUUGCGUAGUUCGUUAAGCUCUUCGUAACACGGAUACACACAUACAUUUAACCAUCCACACCACACACACACACACACACACACACACACACACACACACACACACGUAUAUAUAUAUAUAUAUACACACACAUCACGAGGAAAUGAAGACAGCCCAUUCAGUGUCUACGACAAUCGGUCGACUGCUCGAUCGACGAAACUGUUUUCCUUUACUGCCAGGUAUCACUCUCUCGUGGAGCUACCUUGAGGAGCAAACGCUUACGACUAUUAUUAUUAUUAUUAUUAUUAAAUUAGGUGUACUCUCUUCGCGUUCGCGGGAAAUCAGAUGCAUUGUGCAAUUUAAUCUUGUACAGGAGUAUACAUAGUGUGUACGUUAGUUAUUAUUAUCAUUAAUUAUUAUUAUGUUAUUGUAUUAUUAUUGUAUUAUUAUUAUUAUUAUUGUUAUCAAUAAUAUCGCUGUAGGACGUUCUACGUAAUCCUCGUUCGAUCGCGCGCGCCUUUUAAACACGGCAAUGUUAACGAAAUUCAUUCAAGAGAAAGAGAGAGAGAGAGAGAGAGAGAAAGA